Molecule: messenger RNA, 3915 nt
Organism: Bufo gargarizans (Asiatic toad)
Lineage: Eukaryota; Metazoa; Chordata; Amphibia; Anura; Bufonidae
Gene: DHX8
Product: DEAH-box helicase 8
Exons: 24
Coding region: 162-3743 (1193 amino acids)
Biological process (GO): mRNA splicing, via spliceosome; spliceosomal complex disassembly
Cellular component (GO): catalytic step 2 spliceosome; intracellular anatomical structure
Molecular function (GO): RNA binding; RNA helicase activity; ATP binding
Source: RefSeq, a predicted model, not a curated record
GAAGAAGGUCUGGUAUACGCCACAUUUGACGUAACCGGAAGUGCACUCCACAGCGUAAUGGAUGGACAUAAUCUGAAGCGAGAGACGUUGUGAAGCGGAGAACGGUGUACACCUUCGACCACACUGUACCUGACCGUACCGUUAGUCUUUGAGCAGCGAUCAUGGCAGAUCUGGAAGAGCUGAGGAAACUUGAAUACCUCUCCUUGGUUUCCAAGGUUUGCACAGAGCUGGAUAACCAUUUGGGGAUCAAUGACAAAGAUUUAGCUGAGUUUGUCAUCGAUCUCGCAGAGAAAUUCACUACUUUUGACUCCUUUAAAUCAGCUCUAGAGAAGAAUGGAGCAGAAUUCACUGACUCUCUAGUAAGCAAUCUGUUGCGCUUGAUUCAGACCAUGAGGCCACCAGCAAAGCAGUCGACAAGUCAAGAAGCAAAUUUAAAACCCAAGUCGGAGAAGGAGAAGCUGAAGGAUUUAUUCCCAGCACUUUGCAGACCAGACAACCCCAGAAUGCGGACCUUGCUGGAUCCGGAUGAUGUAAAGGUGGCUGCAGAUGUCUUGGAACAACUUGAUGCGUUAAAGCCAAGUAUGGAGGGAAAGGCGAAAGAGAAGAGCAGUAGACAUAAGGAUAAGAAGAAAAGAAGCCGCAGUAGAAGCAGAGAGAGGAGUCGAAAGCACAAGCACAGGUCCCGCUCUAGAUCUAGAGAGAGGACGAAGAAGUCAGGUAGAUACAGGUCAAGGAGUCGCAGCCCUAUCAAAAAUCGAUACCGGAGCCCUAUUAAGGAGGAACACACAAGCAAAAACCAUCGAUCUGAAAAGAGUGAUGAGCGCUGGAGGGAAAAGCAUGUUGACAGGCCCCCUCCAGAAGAGCCAGCUAUCGGUGAUAUCUACAAUGGCAAAGUCACCAGUAUUAUGCAGUUUGGGUGUUUUGUUCAGCUGGAGGGCCUGAGGAAACGCUGGGAGGGCUUGGUGCACAUAUCCGAGCUAAGAAGAGAAGGACGCGUGGCAAAUGUUGCUGAUGUCGUCAGCAAGGGUCAAAGAGUAAAAAUUAAGGUGCUUUCCUUCACUGGAUGCAAAACCAGCCUCAGUAUGAAGGAUGUCGAUCAAGACACUGGAGAAGAUCUGAAUCCUAACAGAAGGAGGAAUCUUGUUGGGGAGAACAACGAGGAGGCUUCAAUGAGGAACCCAGACAGACCCAACCACCUCUCAUUAGUAAAUGCUCCGGAAGUUGAAGACGACACCUUGGAAAGAAAACGUCUCACCAAGAUUUCUGACCCUGAGAAGUGGGAGAUUAAGCAGAUGAUUGCUGCCAAUGUGCUUUCUAAAGAGGAAUUUCCUGACUUUGAUGAAGAGACUGGUAUCCUACCCAAGGUUGAUGAUGAAGAAGAUGAAGAUCUGGAAAUUGAGCUUGUAGAAGAGGAGCCUCCAUUCUUACGAGGACACACAAAGCAGAGCAUGGACAUGAGCCCAAUUAAAAUAGUAAAGAAUCCUGAUGGUUCCCUGUCUCAAGCUGCCAUGAUGCAGAGUGCUUUAGCAAAGGAGAGAAGAGAAAUGAAGCAAGCACAACGGGAGGCAGAAAUGGACUCUAUCCCAAUGGGCUUAAAUAAACACUGGGUGGAUCCUUUGCCGGAUGUUGAUGGACGACAAAUUGCUGCUAACAUGAGGGGGAUUGGGAUGAUGCCCAAUGAUAUUCCAGAGUGGAAGAAGCAUGCCUUUGGAGGUAAUAAGGCCUCUUAUGGGAAGAAGACACAGAUGUCAAUCAUUGAACAGAGGGAGAGUCUGCCCAUUUACAAGCUGAAGGAGCAGCUGGUGCAGGCUGUUCAUGACAACCAGAUCUUGAUUGUCAUUGGUGAAACCGGCUCAGGAAAAACCACCCAAAUUACCCAAUAUUUGGCGGAAGCUGGAUAUACUACAAGGGGUAAAAUUGGAUGCACUCAGCCCAGAAGAGUGGCUGCAAUGUCUGUAGCAAAGCGUGUGUCUGAAGAAUACGGUUGCUGUCUAGGUCAGGAGGUGGGAUAUACCAUUCGAUUUGAAGACUGCACAAGCCCAGAGACUGUCAUUAAAUACAUGACGGACGGUAUGUUACUAAGAGAGUGUCUGAUAGACCCUGAUCUGACUCAGUAUGCCAUUAUCAUGCUUGACGAAGCGCAUGAGAGGACAAUCCACACCGAUGUGCUGUUUGGGCUUCUGAAGAAGACUGUACAAAAGCGUGCUGAUAUGAAACUGAUUGUGACAUCUGCCACUUUGGAUGCCGUUAAGUUCUCUCAGUAUUUCUAUGAGGCUCCAAUUUUCACCAUUCCUGGUCGAACAUACCCAGUAGAGAUUCUAUACACUAAGGAGCCUGAGACUGAUUACCUGGAUGCCAGCCUCAUCACUGUGAUGCAGAUUCAUCUGACUGAACCUCCAGGUGACAUUCUGGUUUUCCUUACUGGUCAAGAGGAAAUUGACACUGCUUGUGAAAUCCUCUAUGAGAGAAUGAAGUCACUUGGCCCUGAUGUGCCGGAGCUGAUCAUACUGCCAGUGUAUUCUGCUUUGCCCAGUGAGAUGCAGACAAGGAUUUUUGACCCAGCACCUCCGGGUAGCAGAAAGGUUGUUAUCGCCACCAACAUUGCUGAGACCUCGCUGACUAUUGAUGGGAUCUACUAUGUGGUUGACCCAGGUUUUGUGAAACAAAAAGUCUACAACUCUAAAACUGGAAUUGAUCAGCUUGUAGUAACUCCCAUCUCACAGGCCCAAGCCAAACAGAGAGCUGGAAGAGCUGGGAGGACAGGUCCUGGCAAGUGUUACCGCCUUUACACUGAGCGCGCAUAUCGUGAUGAGAUGUUGACUACCAAUGUGCCUGAGAUUCAGAGAACUAACUUGGCCAGCACCGUCUUAUCACUCAAGGCGAUGGGUAUCAAUGACCUGCUCUCUUUUGAUUUCAUGGAUGCCCCACCUAUGGAGACCCUCAUCACAGCCAUGGAGCAGUUGUACACCCUUGGAGCCCUGGAUGAUGAAGGCUUGUUGACUCGUUUGGGCAGGAGGAUGGCAGAGUUCCCCCUGGAGCCUAUGCUGUGUAAGAUGCUGAUCAUGUCUGUACAUCUCGGCUGCAGUGAGGAGAUGCUAACCAUUGUUUCCAUGCUCUCUGUGCAAAAUGUGUUCUACAGACCAAAGGAUAAACAAGCACUUGCAGACCAGAAAAAGGCCAAGUUCCACCAGACAGAAGGAGACCAUCUAACUUUGUUGGCUGUGUACAACUCCUGGAAAAACAACAAGUUUUCUAACCCCUGGUGCUAUGAGAACUUUAUUCAGGCCCGCUCUUUACGGCGGGCACAGGAUAUCCGCAAACAGAUGUUGGGCAUUAUGGACAGGCACAAACUGGAUGUUGUGUCCUGUGGAAAAGCAACAGUGAGAGUACAGAAAGCUAUCUGCAGUGGCUUCUUCCGAAAUGCUGCCAAGAAAGAUCCCCAGGAAGGUUACCGAACUCUUAUAGACCAACAAGUGGUCUAUAUUCACCCAUCUAGUGCCUUGUUCAACAGACAGCCUGAAUGGGUUGUGUACCAUGAAUUAGUCUUAACCACCAAGGAGUACAUGCGAGAGGUGACUACCAUAGACCCCCGGUGGCUUGUCGAAUUUGCUCCUGCCUUCUUCAAAGUCUCUGAUCCAACCAAACUGAGCAAGCAGAAGAAACAGCAGCGUCUGGAGCCCCUUUAUAACCGCUAUGAGGAGCCUAAUGCCUGGAGAAUUUCCCGGGCCUUCAGACGUCGGUGAUUUGGGUGCAAGCAGUAAGAACACCCUAAGGAAGACCUAUAGAAGAUUCUGCCGCCCACAAAACAUGAGAAACUAUCUCAGACUCUGCUAAACAAUGGCAGCUUACAUUUUUUUUUUAUAACAGACUUCAUGUGUUUUGACCCUGUAUAAAAUAUAUAUAUUUUUAAAUGUU